AAUUCUUUAAAAUUAUUUUUCUUUUGUCAGAACCAUCAACGAGAAACUAAGUGAUAUGCAACACCCUUAGAUCGUGUGGUUUGGAAUCGUCCAUUCUUCAGCGUCUCGCUUACAUCAAUUUGGAAUGCGGCGCUGGAGAAAGCGUGGAUGAAUAAUAUCCCAUGAUAAGGCAUUGCGUGAAGAUUUGACGACUCUGCGUACGUUUUCCUGUUAUGACGACAAAGGGAAUUCGUAAAGUAAGAAAAAACCGAGGCUUUCACUUGGAAGACCACUUGACCAUCUGUCAUGGAAGGAAAAGAGGAGAUCAGUGAUACUGACAGCGGGGUUAUUCUGCAUUCUGGGCCUGAUAGCCCCACCACAGUGAUGAAGGACGUGAAUACUCAUACUCGGGUCAUGAAACUCAAGCAGCAAGCUCUGGAGGACAGGUUGAAGAUUUGCUUACUGGAGCUCAAGAAACUCUGCAUCAGAGAGGCUGAACUCACAGGACAUUUGUCCUCAGAUUAUCCCCUGUUACCUGGAGAGAAGCCCCCUCAAAUUCGCCGGCGCAUCGGAGCUGCUUUUAAAUUAGAUGAGCCAAGCAUCCUAAAUAGAACUGAGGACUCUGAGCUGAGCUCUGUGGAGGCUGAUCUGGCUCUUCAGCAGCAGAUAUACGUGGCAUCCCAGAGACUGUGCCAGGAGGAACAUCUCAGCAAAGCGGUAAAGAGGAGUCGUCUACAGCAGUACCAGCGUGAGGAAAGGAAACUCAAAGAGCUACAGGAAGCUGUGUUUAGGCUGAGACUGGAACAUGGCCGAUCUUCACCACGCCCUGGCAUGAUCACACAGCGAUUAUGCACUUCAGACAAUAGCUCGUUGUCAGACUCAGCUGUGCUGGAUGAGGAGGAACUGUCUUCCCAGCUUUCUUCAGAGCCUCCUGCUCCUGCUGUAGACUUUCAUGCUCCACCUCAAAUCAACUCUUAUACCCCUUCUAAUACACCUAUAGCCCCCUCCUACCGGCCCCUCGAGGCCACUGUUCGUCAAACUCCACCACAAUCCCUGGAGGAUUUGCACACAUGCCAGAGUCCAGUCUUAGAGCAUGACCCUGCCCCCAUUCAAAACUCUCCCUGGAUGGAGAGUAGUUUGGACCAGCCUUACCAGAAAAAGAAAACAUCUCGCUCUAGUAGCAUCAAAUCCAGUCCUGCUGUUACCCCCACAUUGCCUCCUCUGGAGGCCUGUCUUGCGGAGGCCAGGAUAUCACUGCAGAUACCCACCCAUGCUGCUCUGAAACACACACAGUCCUGCAGCGCACCCUCCACUCCAGAGAUGCACCUGCGCAGGAUACAGUCCUUUAGAGUUCCCAACACUGAUCCCAACCCUUAUGAUCCCGAGCGGGAACGUGGGCGCUCAAGGGGCCCCAGGAGACGGUUGACAGACUUUGCGGUGACACAAUCAGAAUACUCUCCUAUAAGUCUAAAUGUAGGAAACCCUUUGUACUACUCUAGUUCCGAGGACAGCAACUCAGAGCACUCUGUGCAUUCAUACACCAGCUCGCCCUGCCAAGAGCACCCUGGGGAACUUCCAUGGCCCAAUCAGCCCCAAUACGGAUACCAAUACACCAGCUUCAAUGACAAUCACAUACCACAAAGAUGCUCUCCUACCCCCUUCUACAAGAACGCUCAGUACCAGUCCUCAUCGAGUUUUUCCAGGGGGUACGUAGAGGACGGAUGGGGUCACCCCUUGGAAAUGGACAGCGGACGAUUGUUGUACAUGAGACACCAGACCCCCUCACCUGUUUAUUCGACUAAUGGUCACUAUGAGUACUGCUACAGUGAGGCUUUGCCUUCCCAGCAGGGAAGUUGCAGGUUGUUACCCACCCAUGUGAAAUUGUCACGGGCUCCUUCGCUUAGAGAGUAUCCACACCAUCCUAACAGAGGCCUGCCACGGCAGGUGGUGUCAGAGGAACUCAAAUCGUGGCACCAGCGCAACCAACUCCGACCGCCUCGCCCACAUUCGCUGGACCGGAACAGGCAGGGUGCACUCCGCAUCCGAAAUGUGCCUGGGCAAGAGUCCCCACUUUCGCUUUCCCAGCACCACCGGUUCCAGGAACAGCAGUAUAGAGCUGUAUCGCCUUACUCUCAAGUAUCAGUCUGUUGGGAGAGGAAUUUCCAGAAAAGGCAGAUCAGUUACGCACUGCCCAGGCCUGCCUGAGGAGCGGGGGAAGAUUGGCUUGAUGUUCUUGCUGUGUCAAAGUGAGAUCACUGCUGGGUCUAGGUGUGGUGUUCAGCUAUGAAAGAGCUUUUGAUUGGAAUUAGCGUAGGGAAUGGCACAAUAGAAAACUGCACACAAAUCAUAAUUGUCAUUUUGUUGUUUAUGGUUGCCCAGAGUUAUUACAACACAAUGCUUUAAAUCAGUGCACACAGAAGUUUGAGGACUGUAAGAUUAUUUUAAAAUGUUUUUUAUAUAUAUACAGAAGUCUCUGAUGCUCACCAAGGCUGCAUUUAUUUGAUGAAAAAUGCAAAUGAAAAUAUUGUUUUAUAAUAAUACAAUUUUGAAAAAACUUUUCUAUUUGAAUAUAUUUUAAAAUGCAAAAUUUGCGAUGGAAAAGCUGAGUUUUCAUUAUUAGGUCUUCAGUGUCACAUGAUCCUUCAGAAAUCAUUCUAAUAUGCUAAUUUAGUGCUCAAGAAACAUUUCAUAUUGUGCGUUGAAAAUAAUUGUUGUGCUGCUUAGUGUUUUUGUGGAAACCAUGAUUUUAACCUUAAUUAAUCAUUUGUAACAUUAUAAAUGUCUUUACUGGCACUUCCGACCAAUUUAAUGCAACCAUGCAUUAAAAUAUUAACUUUUGAAUGGUAGUGUAUGAGGAAUGAUAUGUUCUCACAUAUUUAAAGGAAACUGCUACUGCUCCGUUCUGAGCAUUACAUACAUUGAUAAAUAAAACAAAUCACCUGAGGUUUUACAAUGCUGAUUGACUAUUCUUUUUUCAGUUGAAAAGAAAUGAAUAUAGAAUUUGAGAAAUUUAAUUUUGUGGAAGACAUGAUCAUGAUCAAAAAUGUUAAAUGAAAAUUAAAAACAGAUGAUCAAAGCAUUUCCCCAUUCCUCACAGUCAUGAACUUUCCCUUUAACACCACAGUCUAGUGGGAAAGCAUGCAGUCAAGGUUGUUCUGCUGUUUAUUUCCAUUCAAGCUUGCGGUGGUUACAGUAUGUGAACUUGAUAUGUAGGUGAGCAUUGCAUUCCUCAGGGAAAAGCUUGAUUGGACGGAAGGAAACGGUGAUAGCGCCCCGGCCCAUUAGCUCCUUUAUUUCUCAAGAGCAAGCCAGAUAAGUUGUUUGGCCAAUGCACCUCUACUCCAUCUUUAGCAUCUCCUCGAGCAACAUUUUAAUAGCUGGCAUGUUCCUAGCUGAAUCUGAUAGGUGUCUUUGUUAGCUGCUUAUUCAUCCUAUUGCUUGGCAUUACAGUUGAUCGUAUAUGUAGAGGCAAGAAAACACCAGAAACCCUGCGCAUAAUAUGAGCGGUGUCACUCGUCAAACUAAAGUCCUUUGUUAAGAUGUCAGAAGGAUAAUUCCCAACGACCUAACGCUGUUUACUGUAAUCCAUUACUAAUUGGAGUACUAGUAAACUUAAGUUCUCCAUUAUAGUAAAGAAAAUAUUGAACAUUGACGUGAGUAGUUUUGUUUUGGGACCAAGAUUUUGUGCCCCAAAAUGAUUUAUUAGUUUAUUGCUUCAACUAUUUGAAAAUCUGGAAGCUGAGGGUGCAAAAAAAAUCUAAAUACUGAGAAAAUUGCCUUUGAAGUUGUCUGAAUGAAUUCUUAGCAAUGCAUAUUACUAAUCAAAAAUUACGUUUUGAUAUAUUUAUGGUAGAAAAUUUACAAAAUAUCUUCACGGAACAUGAUCUUUACUUAAUUUCCUAAUGAUUUUUGGCAUAAAAGUAAAAUUGAUCAUUUUAUCCUAUACAGUGUUUUUUUGGCUAUUGUUAAAAAUAUACCCCAGUGACCUAAUACUGGUUUGUGGUCCAGGGUCACAUAUGUAGUAUGGAGGUAGGCAUAUUCAGACACCAUCGUUCCCCAGAACUGAUGUCUUUGACCCUAUCAGAAUAUAUUUUUGAGUUGUGACACAUCAUUUGAGAACUACUGAUUUAAAUCAAUUCCAAACACUUUUAAACUGUUUCUCAAUUCUAGCCCGGUGAGUUACACUACAGUCAAAAAUGUGCACUCAGGCCACUAGAGAAUGCAGUGCACAUGUACCAACAAGUUUCAUAAAUAAUCAUUGAAAAUUCCCUGCUGAAUAAAUUUAAGAUGGGGUAUGAAUGCCUUCAGGAUACAAAAACUUGUGAGUUGUGCAAUGACACACUCGUUUUGAAACUUUGCAAAAAACCACAUAUUCAAAACCACAGAUUUUGAAAUCUAUUAUUUGGGUGGUUAAUUUAGUCAUUUGGUCUUUUGUCAUCGUCUCUUUAAAGAUAUUUCGAUCUCAUGUGGGAACAUCAGCACUGUCUUGAGACACACAUUUGCUUCGUUCUUAUAUCAUGUCAUGCAAUGAUUUACAGAAUCAUGUUUCAAAUACAGAGGCAGCUGAGCUUGUCUUGUAGACUACUACUCAAAUGUCAUUAUUAUCUGAGAAACUUUUAGCGUAAUGAAAGACGCUUUGGUCUGUCCUGUCCUUUUGCAUUGACUCUGUAAGAAAACAUUUGGACAAAAUUCUGCAUAUAAACUCUAAACUAGUGGUCGGCAACAGGCAGCAAUAAUAGGGGCUUAAAGCAACAACAGCUCAUGGAACGGCAAAUAGUCAUUAUUACUAUAAGUUAGGCUCCACUGUGUAACAAGCAAAUUAAAAUGAUUUAUCCACAUUUAUUAUUCACAAUAUGGAAAGAGGAAAUAAUUAAGCAAAUGCAUUUUUGUUAACGACUGUCCUACUACACUAUAGGAUGUAACACAGGGUUAUUUGUCUGCAUUUCUGGGUGUAAGAACACACUGUGAGAUCUGUGAUUUAAGAUCCAGCUGUUGUGUAACCCAGAUUUAUGAUGACACACCUUCAGACAACACCACAGAGCUGCUGAUUGUGCAGUCACUCCCGAGUUUCAUCGAGGGUUGCUAGAAUGUUAAAGCAAUGCAAACAGAUUUCUCUCUGGACUGACCUCUUUUCUCUUUGCUUUUCU
This is a messenger RNA of Carassius gibelio (silver crucian carp), 5126 nucleotides long. Its product is annotated as innate immunity activator protein. The coding region runs from base 286 to 2184 and encodes 632 amino acids. The transcript has 10 exons. The record is from RefSeq and is a predicted model, not a curated record. Gene Ontology annotation, biological process: positive regulation of protein ubiquitination; adherens junction maintenance. NCBI's taxonomy places the organism in Eukaryota, Metazoa, Chordata, Actinopteri, Cypriniformes, Cyprinidae.